AUGGCUUGGAAGCGAGAUCAAAAGGCACACGAAGACAUCCUCCAGCGCCUCCGGCGCAUCAAAGAUCGAGUUGAAGUGGAAUUGAGACACUUCAAUGUAGCAAACAUCACAGACGGAAACCGUGCAUUCAUAAAAGCUCAGAAUAUCUCCAUCGCCUCACCGACCACACCUGACAAUGUUUUAUCGGCUCCAAAGGCCCUGCCGGCAACGCACUUCAGUGUGCCUUUCUCCCAAAAUAACACGUACUGCGGCCGAGAGGAAUUACUCAUCAGAAUUCAUGAAUGCCUUCGUCCAUCGGUCACCGGAACGCAAGAUAGACUCAUGUUCUUUGUACUAUGCGGACUAGGGGGAUCAGGAAAAUCACAAGUUGCACUCCAGUACGCGUAUCGAUUUCGGAAUUCAUUCGAAGCUUGUUUUUGGAUCACAUGCGACACGAAUGUGAAAAUUACUCAAGGAUUCGUCGAGAUUGCACGCAAGCUACGGCUGGAUGUCCACGGACACUCUCAAGCACACCAUGUCGUUCGAGACUGGCUUUGUGAAAAUGGUACAAACUGCCUCAUCAUACUUGAUAACGCAGAAAGCCCUGUGGCUCUGGAGGAAUACAUACCACCUACGACUAAAGGUUCAUUGUUGCUUACUAGUCAGGAUCAGACGUGGCUCAUUCAAGAAUUCAUUACAAAGGGCGAGCGACUAGGUUCAUUUUCGAAGGCCGAAGGGGUUCGACUUCUAAGAACGCUCCUUGAGCGCGUGAACAUGGACGUCAGUGACGAAGAUGCAAGCGAGAUUGUGGAUGAGAUGGGCGCACUUCCUCUCGCCGUCCGUCAAGCCGGAUCAUACAUAACAACAACGUCUAUUGAUCCCGCCAGUUUCUUAGCCUACUACAGAGACAUGAAGAUGAGAGCAGCGCUAAAUUCAUUGGGACAAGGCUUGAUUAGUUACCCGCACACCUUGGCCACAGUUUGGAAGCUCUCGUUCGAUCGGUUGUCCCCGGCAAGCCUUCAUUUGCUAAGUAUAAUGUCUUUUCUCGACCCAGACAGAAUCCCGAAAUCAGUUUUUGAUAUUGAUAUUCUGCGAUGGGCGUACCCAGAUACCUUCCAAACCCAGGACCAUGUUCUCCGCGCUUUGGGAGAUAUUAGUCGGUAUUCUCUCAUCGUAUCAGUUCCUCCAGGGCAGGAACUAUCGGUACACCGGCUAGUACAACAAUACUGCUUAGAUCGAUUAACGACCUCUGAUCGUCAAAGGUCCUUUGACACUGCCAUACGGCUCCUCCGGCAUGUGUUUCCCCGACAAUCGCCAUUCGCGGAACCCCUCAGCGAAGAGUGGCCAGAAUGUGAGAAAUGGAUCACCCAUGUCAUCUCUUUGGGUAACCGUCUGGCACAGCUUGAUGCCCAGCUCCUGUCAAUCGAACAAGUCGCGGAGCUCUUUCUUGACGCUUCGAUUUAUCUAUGGGAGCGGGGGCUUCUAUCUUCGGGCGAACGCCUCAUUAUUACCGCAAAACGUAUCUGCGAGAGCCAAAACACCAAAAUUUUCAACAAUAAUGCUCUUGCCUCAGACAUUGAUGCAUUUCAGGCAACAUUUCUCGCGGAGCAAGGGGAUCUUUCAGGAGCAUUGGAAUGUUUUGAGAGGCAGGCACAAGAUCGUCGAAGCAACCUUGCUUCUAUCCGAGACCGAGGAGACUUUCCAACAAUGGUGGACGAAAUCCAGUUAUCCAAUGCGUAUAACAACCUAGCUGGGAUCUGUCUCUCUAUGGGCCGUCUUGCGGAUGCUGAAAUGUGGAACAUUUUAUCUCUGCGGAUCAAAGAGUACUGGCAUGCGCAGGUCAAGAUAAAUGACCACGUCAAACUAGACUAUCUCCUCAGUUUGUCCUACAGCAAUACAGCCAACUUAUAUGGUCGCCAACGGCGGUGGGAAGAAGGAGCAGAGUACUACAACCGGUCUUUGGAAGCCAGUAAGGACUCGAAAGAUCUACUCAAACGAGCUUUAACUUUUCACAAUUAUGGCUGCAUGAGAUUGGAGGAAGGAAAGACUCCAGUCGCUCUUGAACUGUUUUCAGAAGCCUUUCACCUACGGAAGGGGAAGCUGGGGGACCAUUUUGAUACCGCUAACACGUUACACAUGAUUGCAUGCUGUCAAUCUCGAUUAGACGAUCAACCCACCGCGAGGUAUAUCUCCGAACUUUUUUCUUGUCUCUUCUUGCUGAAUGCGCGGACUGACGUGGGAAAUAGGGAUUGUUUGCUGGAAGCAAUCCGCAUCCUAGAGGGAUUAGCUCACCCAGAUAAAAGGCGGAUCGCACGGUCAAAAUAUAAGCUUUCUCUUGUACUUCGUUACCUGAACGACCCUGCGGAGAUGCAGACCCACCGUGAGGCUCUCAAAAUGUAUCAGGCAGAGCAACCAAGCCAUGACCCGUCGAUAACGCUAGACGAGACUGCUUUCGAUAACUUAGUCGCACACAUUUAA
Molecule: messenger RNA, 2457 nt
Organism: Penicillium pulvis
Lineage: Eukaryota; Fungi; Ascomycota; Eurotiomycetes; Eurotiales; Aspergillaceae
Product: tetratricopeptide repeat protein
Exons: 2
Coding region: 1-2457 (818 amino acids)
Molecular function (GO): protein binding
Source: RefSeq, a predicted model, not a curated record